Messenger RNA from Closterium sp. Naga37s-1, 597 nucleotides. The record is from the annotation of a GenBank genome assembly. Lineage: Eukaryota; Viridiplantae; Streptophyta; Zygnematophyceae; Desmidiales; Closteriaceae.
AUGGCCUCCUUGAGCUCCUUGGAAUCGGACUCCCUCUCUGCUCCCCUUCCCACGCCUCCUUCCACCUGCCUUCUUCCCCCCUUCUCCUUUCCUUCCUCUCAGGCGAGUAUUCCUGACCUCGCCUAUCUCGCUCUACCCUGUCCUGCCGCUGCUGGUCUUCUCGCUUCCUCUCUUCUGCCCCUGAAGCAUGCAGUGAUCCUCGCCUGUCCUCCCUGCGGUACCCCUCUUUGUGCUCUCUUCCCUUCUGCGUUGAGUCUCACCCCUCUCCUUCUUCACCAUCGCUACGCCCUCCCUCCCUCGGCAGCCCCAAACCUCGCCAGUCACCCCUCGCCACGCGCCGCUUGCGCUCAUACUUUUCCCUCGGCUCGGGCGAGCGGAAUGCUCCAACGGGCGCAUGACAACUCCUCUCUCUUCCUAGAUGCUCCCUGGUACGCGCUCUUCCUUCCACCCUCCCCCUUUCUCAAUACCUGUUUCUUCGCGACGCCGUCGCUCGUCUCCAUCGUUCCUUUCCUCUCCGUGCCACCCACUACCCCGCGCAGCUCCAGGCCCUUCCUUGGUGGCGUCGUCACGUCUUCCGCCUCCCCGCGCAGUGGGUGA